UCUCUCGCGUCGCACCCCCCCCAGCCUCUUGUGCGUCUUUCACCCACCUGCCCGGCGGCGCCCGACGAUCGUCAGAGCGCUCUGCACCCGACCCCGAAGUCCGGGACCUCGCCCGACCAGAUCUCCACUCCACCAAGCCCCCACCCUCCCUCCCCUGAGCCAGUGCUCGUCGGGAGUUUCGAGGGAGCAGCAGAGCAAGGGAGUGAGGUGCCCAAGGUCGUUGAGGCCUUCGCAGCAUUCCGGAAUGAUCUACCUCCUCUCCUCCUUCACAAUCCUGAGUGCCCUAGGGACCUACGGGAUUCUGACCAAUGCCGGGACUAAGAUGGUGGUGACUACACAGCAAGAUCCCAAGAACGUCACAGACGGAUCGCUGAGGUUGGCAGCACGGAUAAACCGCAGCUGUGCAGGAGCGGUGCAGGUUUUCCAUGAGGGGAAGUGGGGGAGUGUCUGCGACGAUCUCUGGGACAUGCAUGAGGCAAACGUGGUGUGUCGGAGCCUGGGUUGUGGUAGUGCCGUGACGGCGGUCAACUCCUCCGCGUUCGGGAUCGGCUCCGGGGAAAUCUGGCUGACGAACCUGGAAUGCCAGGGGAACGAGAAGGGUCUAACGCAGUGUCCCGAGGUGACGUGGGGACGGGGGAACUGUACGCACAAGGAGGACGCAGGUGUUGUUUGUGAAGAAGCACCUGUGGCCCAAUUGGAAUCGGAGUACAACAAAUGCACCGGGAAAUAUUACUGGGAGACAGGAGAUGACUAUUGCAUACAGCCUAAAGAUAUCCGGUUAGUGGAUGGAGAGACGUAUUGCGAUGGACGUGUGGAAAUCAGCUACAACAAUACCUGGGGCACGGUGUGCGAUGACAACUGGGACCUCCUGGAUGCCAAAGUCGUCUGCACGCAGCUGAAUUGUGGACCUCCCGUGGAGACCAAGGGCGAGGAGAGUAGCCACCCCAAAGGUCCUGACAGCGCCCCCAUCCUUCUCAGCAACAUAUACUGUCGGGGGGACGAGAUCGCGCUGUGGGGCUGCCGUUCCUCGGACUGGCUGGAGCAUGACUGUCACCACAAGGAGGAUGUCUGGGUCGUCUGUGGGCCUCCUGCUGUUGUACCAGGGUAUGACCCAUUCAAGGGACGACUUUGCUGCUGUGAUGAUCAGCAUUGCCCUGGCCGUUCUCCUGGUCAUCGUGUCUAGUCUCCUCAUCUACCAGCUCCUCAGGAAGG
This is a messenger RNA of Pristis pectinata (smalltooth sawfish), 1212 nucleotides long. RefSeq names its product scavenger receptor cysteine-rich type 1 protein M130-like. Gene Ontology annotation, cellular component: membrane. NCBI's taxonomy places the organism in Eukaryota, Metazoa, Chordata, Chondrichthyes, Rhinopristiformes, Pristidae. Bases 245 to 1183 code for a protein of 312 amino acids. The transcript is spliced from 8 exons. The record is from RefSeq and is a predicted model, not a curated record.